GAAGGAGCAGGCAGCCAUGGUGGAGCGCAGAAACGGUCUGAUGGUGGCUGAAAUCGAGGAGCUGAGAGUUGCUCUGGAGCAGACAGAGAGAGGCCGCAAAGUGGCUGAGACUGAGCUGGUAGACGCCAGCGAGCGUGUUGGACUGCUGCACUCCCAGAACACCAGCCUUCUGAACACCAAGAAGAAGCUGGAGACUGACCUGGUGCAGGUGCAGGGAGAGGUGGACGACAUCGUCCAGGAGGCCAGGAAUGCAGAGGAGAAGGCCAAGAAGGCCAUCACUGACGCGGCCAUGAUGUCUGAGGAGCUGAAGAAGGAGCAGGACACCAGUUCUCACCUGGAGAGGAUGAAGAAGAAUCUGGAGAUCACAGUCAAGGACCUGCAGCACCGCCUGGAUGAGGCUGAGAAUCUGGCCAUGAAGGGAGGCAAGAAGCAGCUCCAGAAACUGGAGUCCAGGGUGCGUGAGCUCGAGACUGAGGUGGAGGUCGAGCAGAGAAGAGGUGUAGACGCAGUCAAGGGAGUCCGCAAGUAUGAGCGCAGAGUCAAGGAGCUCACUUACCAGACUGAGGAGGAUAAGAAGAACGUUAGCAGACUUCAGGACCUGGUAGAUAAGCUGCAGAUGAAAGUGAAGGCCUACAAGAGGCAGGCUGAGGAAGCG
This is a messenger RNA of Oncorhynchus keta (chum salmon), 655 nucleotides long. RefSeq names its product myosin heavy chain, skeletal muscle-like. The annotation marks the transcript as partial. Gene Ontology annotation, molecular function: protein serine/threonine kinase activity. Gene Ontology annotation, biological process: peptidyl-threonine phosphorylation; actomyosin structure organization. NCBI's taxonomy places the organism in Eukaryota, Metazoa, Chordata, Actinopteri, Salmoniformes, Salmonidae. The transcript is spliced from 5 exons. The record is from RefSeq and is a predicted model, not a curated record. Gene Ontology annotation, cellular component: cytoskeleton; myosin complex; cytoplasm.